Myotis lucifugus (little brown bat) is the source of this 2604-nucleotide messenger RNA. It is a transcript of the gene SORBS3, whose product is annotated as sorbin and SH3 domain containing 3. The coding region runs from base 56 to 1870 and encodes 604 amino acids. The transcript has 16 exons. Gene Ontology annotation, molecular function: protein binding. The record is from RefSeq and is a predicted model, not a curated record. Lineage: Eukaryota; Metazoa; Chordata; Mammalia; Chiroptera; Vespertilionidae.
AGGACGUGCAGAGGAGCUGCUGGCACACCCACAGCCCUCUGACCUCGACCCAAGUAUGCAGGCCCCACCCUGCAGCCACCCAGCGGGGCUCAGCCUGGACGACUUCAUCCCUGGCCACCUCCGGGCCCAUGUAGGGUCAUUCUCCAGGGGGACUCGGGUGCCUGUGAUCCGGAAUGGUGGCUCCAACACCCUUAAUUUCCAGUUCCAUGAUCCUGCGCCCAGGACUGUGUGCAAUGGGUACUUCCCAACCAGGAGAGAGGCUUCCCGGCACCCAGACCCUGCUUGGUAUCAGACCUGGCCAGGCCCUGGGAGCCGGCCCGCGGGGACCCAGAAGACCCCCGCCUCCCAGCAGCCCCAGAACUGGUCAGCCACGUGGACCAAGGACAGCAAACGCCGGGAUAAGCGCUGGGUCAAGUACGAGGGAAUCGGGCCCGUGGAUGAGAGCGGCAUGCCCAUUGCCCCCCGAUCUAGUGUGGACAGCCCUAAGGACUGGUACCGGAGAAUGUUCCAUCAGAUUCACCGGAAAAUGCCAGACCUGAAUCUGGACUGGACCUUUGAGGAAGCACCCAAAGUGGCUUCCUCCUGUGCCACCUCUGCAGACUCAAGGUGUCCAGGGCCCCAGCAAAGACCUGCAUCCCGGCCAAGCCAGGCCUCCUCUCUGAGCGGGCCCAAGCCCGGCUGCCUGGACCUGGAGGGGUUCAACCCCACCUUGGGAAUGAGGGACUUUGCCCUCAGUGAAAUCGAUGAGCUUCUUAUUCUUUUCUGGACAGGUGGCUCACUCACUCACUCACUGUGUCCCCGCAGCCCGGCCUCUGCCUGGAGCCUCAGCAACCCGAAUGCACUUUACCGGGGCUCCUCCUGGCCCCUGAGCCCCCACAGAAUGGCGGAUGGAGGAAGCCCCUUCCUAGGUCGCAGGGAUUUUGUCUACCCUGCCUCAACCCGAGACCCUAGUGGCUCUGAACGAGGGGUCAGCCCUGCCAGGAAGGAAGAAAAGAAGAGGAAGGCUGCCAGGCUCAAGUUUGACUUCCAGGCACAGUCCCCCAAGGAGCUGACCCUGAAGAAGGGUGAUAUUGUCUACAUCCACAAGGAGGUGGACAAGAACUGGCUGGAGGGGGAACACCAUGGCAGGCUGGGCAUCUUCCCUGCUAACUACGUGGAGGUGCUGCCUGCAGAUGAAAUCCCCAAGCCGCACAAGCCCCCGACCUACCAGGUGCUGGAGUAUGGAGAAGCCGUGGCCCAGUACAAUUUCAAGGGGGAUCUGGAGGUGGAGCUGUCCUUCCGAAAGGGGGAGCGCAUCUGCCUGAUCCGAAAGGUGAACGAGAACUGGUAUGAGGGGCGCAUCUCGGGCACCGGGCGCCAGGGCAUCUUCCCGGUCAGCUACGUGCAGGUGAGCCGAGAGCCCCGGCUCCGCCUCUGCGACGAGGGCCCCCAGCUCCCCGCGUCUCCCAGCAUGACCGCCGCCCGGCAGGCUGCCCGUCACCCCAGCUCCCCGGUAACACCACGCAGUCCAGCUGAUCCCACCGAUUGGGGGGGCCGGACCUCCCCCCGCCGCACCGGCUUCUCCUUCCCGGCCCAGGAGCCCAAAUCCCAAACCCAGAGUCUCAGCACCCCUGGGUCUUCUCUGUCCCAUCCUGGAGGUUCCAGCCGUGCUGUGGACCUGGGGACCUCCUCCCACACCACCACUCAGAUUAACUGGACCCCGUACCGGGCAGUAUACCAGUAUAGGCCCCAGAACGAGGACGAGCUGGAGCUGCGGGAGGGGGACCGGGUGGAUGUCAUGCAGCAGUGUGACGACGGCUGGUUUGUGGGUGUCUCCCGGAGGACCCAGAAAUUUGGGACAUUCCCUGGAAAUUAUGUAGCUCCGGUGUGAGAGGUCUCCAUGGCAACUCAGAGCCCGGCCAGGAUGGAGUGGAGAGCAGUAGCUCUUCUCAGAGGAAGAGAGGACCCCCUUCCCACAUCUUCCUCCCCAGGACCUGGCUGCUGGCAUCUGCAGACAACCCAACAGCCUUUCCCUUGGAGCCCCCUCGGAGCCCCCCGGACUGACUCCCACCCACAGCUCACAAGCAUUCCUCUCACAGUCCUUUUAUUUCCUCCCCUACCCCGUUCCCCAAAUACAGAGGUCUGCUUUGAAGUGGAGACUGUUUCCCGGCCUUAUUGAGACCAGACCCCCGAGUCCCCCACCCCCACCCUGCUGUGGCGUUUCCUCUAACAGGGACUGGCUCCCAGCUUCACCCCCAUGGGGUUCCUCUAACAAGGAGCAGCUUCCUAACCUCAUAGAGACCAAAGGCCGCCCGCAGGGGAUUCCUCCCCUGUCACUCCAGCUGGUCUGCUGCCCCCUUUGCCUUCCUGCUUCCAGCUGGGCCUGGGAGUGGGGUGGGGGUGGGCGCAGCCCCUCUUUAGCACUUGGGGCCUGGCAAGAGGUCUUACCUGAAGGCCCCCUUUUCCCAAAAGCUGCCAAGCCCUGGGCCUGGGCUGUGCAUAUGACCUGCUACUGUAGUGCCCAGAAGGUCGGGCCUCAGAGGUCGUGCCCUCCUGCCUCCCCAGCUCCCCCCAGCCCUCAGGUCCCCUCUGGAAGAGAAUGUAAAAUAAAUGUGGAUACGGGGA